CAAGAAGGACCAACAACAAGCAAGGAGAUGCGAUCAGUGUUGUUGAUUGGUGUGGUGCUCGCUGUCGCUGUUGCUGCGGGAGCGGCAGUAGCAGUCGGUGCAGAGCAAGCCGGAGAGGACACGCUUCCGCAGACAGCCUUCACCGCAGAGGACUUGAAGAAAUACGACGGACGUGAUCCGGAGCUGCCAAUCUUAAUCUCGCUCAAGGGCAUCGUGUACGACGUCACCGCAGGCAAACGGUUUUAUGGCCCUGGUGCUUCCUACAACGCGCUGGUUGGCAAGGACAGCACGCGUGCUGUGGGGCUCUGGUCAUUGGACGAGAAGGACCUUACAGACGACAUUUCGGACUUUACCGAGGAGCAACUUGCUGGUUUGAAUGAGGUGAUUGAGACCGUGUACAAGGCCAAGUAUCCUGUGGUGGGCCGCUUCGUCAAGACACACGACGAACUCUAGCACACGCGCAAGCCUGACAAGCCGUGCGGUGUUGCGUUGACAGCGCGACACUGAUCGGCAACAGCGUGCGCAAGCGUGCACUCAAAGCACAAACAGACAGACAGACACAGACAGAC
This is a messenger RNA of Salpingoeca rosetta, 569 nucleotides long. RefSeq names its product SP2 protein. Gene Ontology annotation, cellular component: endomembrane system; membrane. The record is from RefSeq and is a predicted model, not a curated record. Lineage: Eukaryota; Choanoflagellata; Craspedida; Salpingoecidae. The transcript is spliced from 6 exons. The coding region runs from base 28 to 453 and encodes 141 amino acids.